Messenger RNA from Fusarium oxysporum Fo47, 996 nucleotides. Its product is annotated as major facilitator superfamily domain-containing protein. Gene Ontology annotation, biological process: transmembrane transport. Gene Ontology annotation, molecular function: transmembrane transporter activity. The record is from RefSeq and is a predicted model, not a curated record. The coding region runs from base 1 to 996 and encodes 331 amino acids. The transcript has 6 exons. Lineage: Eukaryota; Fungi; Ascomycota; Sordariomycetes; Hypocreales; Nectriaceae.
AUGCAGCGUCGUACAAGUCGCGGUCGGGAGUCAGGCUAUGAAAUGGAUGCAGAGACCCCUGCGUCCACUAAAGCCGCUGAAACAACGCUUGAAAACAAAGGAUCGACGCCAAUUCUCCACAACGCGGCGGCCUCCACCCAAGCAGAUCCAGCGACGGAGGAUCACGACGACAAGUAUCUCACAGGCUGGAAGCUUCAUGCUUUGAGCGCAGCGCUAUGGAUCAGCCUAUUCUUAUCAACGUUUGAAACAACCAUCGUCAGUACAUCAUUGGUCUCAAUCACCAAUGCCCUCAAUGGCUUUAUACUGCGCGACUGGAUCGUCACGUCUUAUUUGUUGACAUACACUGCCAAGCUUAGUGACGUCUUCGGAAAGAAGACGAUGCUGUUGCUGGCACUAUUAAUCUUCACACUUUUCUCCGGUCUGUGUGGCGCUGCGAAUAAUGUUGUUGAUCUUAUCAUCCUUCGUGCAUUCUUGGUGCCAAUCCGCAAAUACGCAAAGUACAUGGGCGUAAUGUCGACUGUCUUCAUCACUGCAAGUGUUCUUGGUCCUAUUCUUGGUGGCGUUAUCAGCCAGCACUCUACCUGGCGUUGGGUCUUUCUCCUCAAUGUUCCUGGAGGAGUUAUCGCCUUCAUCAUGAUUUGCUUCUUCCUCCCAGCAUUAGAAGAGUCUUCCAACCUCUCUCUACUAAAAGUCUUGCGGUCCAAAGUCCGACGGUCAAACUGGGUGCGCAUUGACGUGCUCGGUAUAGUGCUUCUGCUUGCUGCCUCAGUGUUGCUUGUAUUUGCGCUGGAAGAAGGAGGCACACGAUACUUAUGGAGCAGUUCAGUCGUCAUAUCUACGCUUGUCAUCGCAAUUGUGCUUUUCGUCGCGUUUGGGUUCUGGGAAGUACACGUCGAAAACUCUCCAAGCAAGCAUUUUAAACUACCUCUACAGAAAGUAAAGUUUGCAGGGGUUUUAGAGGAACUAGGCUUGCUCCUUUUAACCCGGAAAAUGUAA